Molecule: messenger RNA, 5399 nt
Organism: Drosophila virilis
Lineage: Eukaryota; Metazoa; Arthropoda; Insecta; Diptera; Drosophilidae
Gene: MnM
Product: myomesin and myosin binding protein
Molecular function (GO): protein binding
Source: RefSeq, a predicted model, not a curated record
CUAGUUGCCGUUGACAUUUCUUAGCGCCCAAAGCUUAUUUGUGUGUGGGAAUGCCUGGCUAUACUGACGAACGGAUUAUUUAACGCGUCCGUAAAAAUGGCUAAAAUUGCGAAUCAAAAUUGCAAAUUACGAAAAUUGCACUGUUAAAUUAGUUACUUAUAAUUGGAAAACGUAUUCGAAAGUAUUGAAAACGAAAUAAAACGACGCGUACGCGUACCGUGAGAGUGUGUGAAGUUAAAGGCGGCUUGCCUAUAUAUAGAUACUUCUAUAUAUGCUGAAAGAAUUGCAAAUAGGUUAAAUAUUUAGUAUUCGUAAUGGGCAACCAACCCGGUAAACUGCAAACUGCACAGACUGGACGGCCCAAAAAGAAUGUGCAUUGGAAAUCUGCAGAACGGCCCUCUCCGCCGGGUCGGCCCAUACUGACACCUCUGGCGCUCUCCGAGCAGCAGCCCGAUGUGGUCAACCUACGUUGGGAUCGCCCGAUGCUGGACGGUGGCUCGCCCAUUAUCGGCUAUACGGUCGAGCAGCGACGCGUCGGCUCGCCGCAUUGGGUGCGUGCCACGCCCACGCCCAUCUCGGGCUGCGAGAUUCAGAUAAGCGGUCUGGAGCCGGGCUGGCGUUACGAGUUUCGCUGUUUUGCCGAGAACAUUGUCGGACGCUCGGACGCCAGCGAGCUGUCCGAUCCGCUGACCGUGACCCUGCAAAGGAAUGCGAUUAGUGUGCCACGCUUCAUUGAGGAGCUGGUGGACAUGGACGCCGUCGAGGACGAGCGCAUUGAGUUUCGUGUGCGCGUUUUGGGUGAGCCUCCGCCGGAGAUCAACUGGUUCAAGGAUGGCUACGAGAUCUUCAGCAGCCGCCGCACAAAGAUCGUCAACGAGCAGGACGUUAGUGUGCUAAUCAUACACCAGGUGGCGCUAACCGACGAGGGCGAGAUCAAGUGCUCGGCCACGAACCGUGCCGGGCACGUGGUGACCAAGAGCCGGCUACAGGUGCAGGCGCCGCCCAAGAUUCGUCUGCCGCGCACCUACGAGGAUGGCCUCAUCGUCGAGGCGGAGGAGGUGGUCCGUUUGAAGGUGGGCGUGGCCGGGCAGCCGCCACCGGCCAUCACCUGGUUGCACGAAGGCGAAGUCAUCGUGCCCGGCAAUCGUUUCGAGGUGACCAACACGGAGAAGAAUUCGCUGCUGAAGAUUGACAAUGUGCAGCGCUCGGAUCGGGGCGAGUAUAUGGUGCGUGCCUGGAACAAGCUGGGCGAGGAUAUCACCUCGUUUCUGGUCACGGUCACCGCCCGACCCAAUGCACCCGGCGCGCCACGUCUCAACAUGUCCUUCGGCAAGUCGGCGACGCUCUCCUGGACGGCGCCCCUAGACGAUGGCGGCUGCAAGAUUGGCAACUACAUUGUGGAGUACUUUCGCAUUGGCUGGAACGUCUGGCUGAAGGCGGCCACUACGCGCGCCCUGAGCACCACGCUGCACGACCUGAUCGAAGGCUCCGAGUACAAGUUCCGCGUCAAGGCCGAGAAUCCCUACGGGUUGAGUGAGCCCUCCCCGGAGUCGGAGCUGCUCUUUAUACCGGAUCCCAAGCGUGGCAUUACCAAGCCCAAGUCGGCGACCAGAAUCGCUGGCGACGAGCGGAAUGGCAACGGCGGGAAGGAUGCGGAUAAGGACAAGUCAAAGCCGGUGCCACCGCGUCGCAAGACGCUCUCACCACCACGUCCGCAUGCGGAUGCGGCGACCAGCAUGUCCGCUUCGCCCAAGCAGUCGCCGCGCGGCGCACGCAAGCCGACGCCGCAGCUGGUGGACAGCGAGCAGCUACGUCACGAGAUGUCCUACGGCACCUCUGACCAGGCGCUGAAAAUGAAUGUGCGUAAAAGCCCAUCGCUGAGCAGCGCCGACUCAACAGCAGUCCAGGCGCAGGCCAGCUCCAAUCCCAAGCUCAAUCUGACGCUGAUAACCACCACGGCUUUGGCGGAUAGGCAGGAGAAGCCAGCCAAGCCACCCAAAUCCCCGACAGCUGCUGCUCCUCGCAAGCUUUUCAAUCCCAAGCCCGUCGCUAACCCAAAGGAUAAGUCGCCGCAGAAGCCACAGCCGCUGCCGCAGCCACCAGUGGCACCUCUGGAGUCGUUGCAGGACGUGGCUCACCGUUUGCCUGCGCCGCUACGCAAGAGCCCGACGCCGCCAGAGCCCAUCAAGUCGACGCCCGCGCUGCAGCGCAGCGCCGAGCCCGUCCAGCUGGGCGUCAAUCAGAAUGUGAGACGCUACUCCGGGCACGCCCUGAGUCCGGCCAAGCAUGUGCCCGCCCUGGCCAUUGCCAUUGCCACAACAGCCAAUAUGGGCGAAAAGCUGCCCAAGAUCGAGAUCAGUGCCCCGCCGCCUCCGCCUCCGUCGGAGCCGCUUGAACCGGCCACGCCUACUUCGGAGCCGACGCCACCGGUGGCCAAGAUGCGUCCACAGAAGCCAGCGGACAGACACGACGAAGUCCACACGAGCAACGAGUUCAUGCUGGUGGUCUUCGACAAGAACAGCAAGGUCAAGGAUAAAGACAAGCAAGAUUCCUUUGAGCUGGAGCUGGAGGACGCCAUACAGCCGCCACCGAUCUCCAUAUCCGCGCCGGAUCUGGCCUUUCUGGAGUUUACCAACUUGCAUACGACCUUUCCGCUGCGCCGCUCGGUCAGCUCCACGGAGCUACUCUACGAGCGUGCCAUGGCCCGUUUUUACGAGGCCGUGGAACUGGAGCAGGCGGCCAAAAGCAAGGUGAAGACUGCGGCACAGGAGAAGGAGCAGGCGGCGCAGCCCGUCAGUGCCACGUUCCGAAAGCGUCUGGGCUCCAUGACGGAGGCGGAACGUGCCUCUUUCGAGCGCCGGAGCGAGCUGCGACGCCAGUCGGCGGACAUGGUACCCAUGGUUCGCAAGUGGGACUCCCGGGAGAACAUCAACAUUGUUGAUCUGAAGAACUUGACACGCGCUAAUACGGAGCGACUGCUCAACCUACAGGCGAGGGACGGCGACAGUCGGGAGGAGGAUCUAGAGGAGGAGGAGGAGCGCACAGAAAGCACAGCCGAGGAUAGCGAGCAAAUGGAUAUGGACAUGGAUGAUGAGCAGCAGCAGCAGGGCUACCAUCUUGGCUCGGACUACACCGAGAGCACGGCCACCUCCGACCAGGACUCCAUUGAGAAGUUCAAAAUGGAGCUCAUGGCACGCACACGCUCGCCCAGUCCGCGCGACCUUGAGACCUAUCAUCCGCGCAACAUGGGUGCCGGCACCUUUACGCCGUAUCGUGCUCCGACUCCGGAACAAGCGGCUGUGGUGCUCAACCGGCCAAUGCCGCUGCCCAGUCCGGACUUUGUGCCCAAGCCCAUACUGAAGCGCUCGUCCAACGAGCAUGUGGAGCAGUCCACCAGUCAGCCCAGCAGCCCAGAUCCGCAACAGGAGUCCGGAAAUGGUGCAGUCAUCACCAUUGCACCCCCCGUCGCCACCGCCCCCGUCGCCGCUCCAAGUGCGAGCAAUCUGAAACUGGAUCUGGCCAAGGGCAUCAAGUCAUUCUUCAGCCGGGAUAAACGCUCCGCCACCGAAAAGAACACCGAGGCCAAUGAGGAGAUCUCGAAUCCGCUGGAGAAGACCAAUGCGGCUGCCAUUGCGGUGGAGCUGGAGACGAAGCGCAAGGUCAAGGAGGAGGAGGAGCUGCGCCGCCAGGAGGAGGAGCGACUCAUGCAGGAGGAGGCGCACGCAGCCGUCGAUCACUAUAGCGAUCUGGUGCGCCAGGUGAGCAGCACCCACAAAUACCACAAGCCGCUCUACCUCGACCGGGAUGAGCUGAAACGCGCUGCUGCCCGGGCGGGCGAUAAGGACGACGACGACGACGACGACGAGGGCGCCGCAGCGGAGCAUCAACAGCGUCGGGCACGCAACGAUGACCAGGAGCAGCAGCAACUGCUGCUGGCGCCACCCGGCGCCAAUCGCGAGCGUCGUCUGUCCAUUUCGGAGCGCGAGCAGCUCGUGCAUGUGCGGGAUGCGGCCAGCAGUCAUGCCAUGCACAAAGCGCCUGAAACACCGCGGGAUCAGCCGGAGGAGGACGAUGACCGAGAGCCUGAAUACCCCACUGUGCUGGUGGUGCCGCCGCCGAAGUCCAAGAAUAAAAAAGAAGCCGAGGAGCGCAACGAGAGCGUCUUUAGCGAAAUAGUCGAGGCACGUCCGGAUGCACGUGGACGCACGCGCCUGGUGAAAGUCAAGCGUGUCAUUAAGCGGCGUGUGCCCUCCAGCACGCGUUCCCGCGAUGCCUCGUUGAGCAGGCCGCCGACCCUAGAGCACGGCUCGCAGGCGGCGUUGUUGCUGUCCGCUGCGGAUCGCGAGCUGCUGGAGAAGGCGGCCAGCUUGGCGCUGGUGCAGUCCCGCUCUGAAGAGCAGGCGCAUGAGAAGGUGCGCUCCGCACUGAGCUACGCCACGGAUCUGGUGCUCUUCCUGGUCGCCUGCUAUGUCUAUCUGUUCAAGGACGCACGCCUCGUCCUACCCAUACUGGCGCUCAUGAUCUAUCGCCAGCUGGGCGAGGCGCUGCGCGGCUAUGUGCCCAGCUGGCUGCGACGCAGGGGCAAUAAUGGAGGCGCCUAGCACGGACAAAGGUGGCCCUCCUCCUUCUUCCCCCCGUUCAUUUCAUGCGUUUAUUGGUUAAGUUAGCUCUUAUCAAUCCUUCGACUUGUACGCUCGUAUGUAUUUUAAGCUUAAGCCCCACAAGUUCGGAUCCAUAACGAACUUCUUAUGAAUAACCCCAUAUACGUAUACGCUCUUUCGAAUGGUAUAGCUGAUCGAUCUUAGUGAUAUGGCAGACAUAUAUAUACGUUAUAUAUGACGUUCAUGGCAAAAGCAACCAAGUUGUUGUUUCGUAUUUUGUCCGAUUGAAAAGGUUCGGAACCGAUCCAUUAAAGGAAGGAAGAGGAAGAAACACCUUAAUCGAUCUGUUCUCAGUCUUAUUCUUAAUCUACUUUUUAAUUAAUUGCAAUUAAUUAAAGUCUGUUGGUUCUAUUCUAAUAGGAAGUUUCUUGAAGGAAUAUAUAAUCCCAUAAUAGAUUGUCCAAUAAUUCUAUCCAAAUAAUCCCUGCCUAUUCAAUUAAUUGUUGUUCAUAUUGGUCUUUUUCUAUUUCUUCCAAUAUGAAGAUAUGUCUAUUCUAUUAUUUCGACUGAGCUAUUAGAGAUGAAGUCAUAUUAUUAUGAACUCGUAUAUUAUCUGCCAGCUGGGAAUCGGUUGGCUAUAUAUGAAUCAUUUGAUAUACUUAAGCAACCCUUUGUUAUGUGUUGUGGUCUAGGCCUAAUGCCAUAUUUUGUGUUUGUUUGCGGUUAAUUGUCGGUCUUUCUGGAUUUUUUCGGCUCAUUUACUUUUUACUUGAGAAAUAAAGCACACAAAAACAAUUA